AUGGCCCCAGACCCCUCAAAACACAUUCCUCUUGUCCGUCACUCCUCCUCUGGGCAAGGAAAUCGAUUACUCGGGCAUCUAUCAUUUCCCGAGUAUCUUGCCCAGAGGAAGACUGACGGACAUUCCUCCUUCUUCGCCUGGCCUGAGGCUGGUGUGUUUCUUGUGGGCUCCCUUCAGAAAUGGCAGCAGGUUCUCUUGGGUGUGGGAUUGGCUCCUCAGCCAGUGUUGGUGCAGGAGAUGAAGCAGGUGAAAAGACUGCUGGCGUUUCCUACCCUCCCAAGUCAGAAUCCUCGGGGUCAUCCAGACUGUCCACAGUCCUUUACUUUGAGAAGUACAAGAGAUUUCAUGGGCUUUUUCCUUCAAGCUCGCAGAGUAUCGAAUGACCAAGUUGCUGGGUCUUUUGUGUUCAUUCCACCUGGCUCCAAACUACUGCGCUGCUUUGAAGAUGGAGACACAGUGACCCAUUCAGACAAGUCCUUGAAAAGAAAUCUGUCCUUUGUCUGGAAGUCACCUGAUCAGCCUGUGGGAGACAUUAAAUUCUUUGUAUCGAUAGUUCAGUCAUACUUUGUUUAUUGGGCACGAAUUGAAUCCAUUGUCAUCUCUAGUAAUGUGCAAAAUUGGACAUCAGCGAAGCAAGAACUUAAAGUAUCCAACAUGGAGAUGUCUUCUGCAAUAAGUUCAUACCCCAAGCAUUCCAUUACUUCAGCUGGUAUACACAAGACAACUUUAGCUAGCACUGCCAGAACCAAGCCGCCAGAAAUUCUGGUCAACUCUGUUACAGAGGAAAUGAAGCAUGUUUUUCCUAAUGUCACAUCUAUUAUGAAAACCCCUCUGCAGUAUGUCACCAGAAGAAUUAGCAGUGUUCAUGGUCAUGUAGAAGCAGAACUGUCUCUCCAGUAUCAUGGAUCAACAGCCCAAACUGUCAUGUUACAUCAAACUGUCACGAACAUCAAAUCCCAGAAUCUGAACCUAACAUCAACUCACAGCAUAAACAGCAGGACUCAAAACUCACUUUAUAUAAGGCUUACAACUCCUUGUAGCACAUGUGGAGAAGAAAGCAAGCUGGUUUCUCAAGAACUAAAAUUGACCUUACCAAGACCAACAUCUCCUCCUGCCUCCUUUGCUCAACAUACUACUCAGCUUUCACAAACCCAAGAAAUUAUGAAAGAACCUAUGAAGUUCAGCUUCCAGGAUUCGCAGAUUCUCCCUUCUUCUCAUCCUUCCACACAAUAUAAAGUGCUCAAGACCACCAAAGAGCUUUCUGCUAACUUCUUAUAUCAGCCAGAAUCUCCACCUCUAGAAAGAAACACAGAGAUUGGUACUCCCUCAUGGGUAACCAAGUCUAUCCAGGAGUUUGGUGGCCCAACUAAAGAGAGAGAAAAUAAAAGGACAGGGCUGCAACUUGCCAUGACCCAGCUAGGCAUCCUAUUAGGCUGCGCUGUAGUUCUUGGAAUGGCCUUUGCUGCUGGUCUGCGGUGCAUCCAUGCCCAGUACUGCCACAGGAGGACCGAAGUUUCCUUCAGUGAACCAGACAACAAUGUUAUUACACUUAGAGAGAACGGGGAAAUGAUGCAUUUAAAGAAAUUUAGAGAGAACAGUUUUGUGCUUGUUCAAGCAGAAUAUAACUGGAUAACUCCAGCUAUUAGUGGAAAGCCACAGUAA
Messenger RNA from Bufo bufo (common toad), 1662 nucleotides. RefSeq names its product reeler domain containing 1 (gene REELD1). The record is from RefSeq and is a predicted model, not a curated record. Lineage: Eukaryota; Metazoa; Chordata; Amphibia; Anura; Bufonidae. Gene Ontology annotation, molecular function: oxidoreductase activity, acting on metal ions. The coding region runs from base 1 to 1662 and encodes 553 amino acids. The transcript is spliced from 6 exons.